AUGCCGCUCUCCCCGCACGCUAGCUCGUUCACCGUCUGCCACGCCACGGCGGUGUGGAGGACGACAGACAAGCACUGCAUCUGCAGCCCGUGCCAGUUCUUGGUGGUCCAUGCGGCCCAGGCGGCCGUCGAUGAGGGACUCUUGCCCGACGCUAUUGAUGCAGCUGGCGAGGCGGCAGCGGAUGCCAUCCUCGCCGGCAAGAGCCCCGAGGAGGCGGCGGCAGCGGGUGAGGCGGCGGGUAAGGCCACGCAAGCCGCCCUCGACGAUGGCCUUUCGCCCGACGCUGCCGAUGCCGCUGGCAAGGCAGCAGGCGACGCAAUCAUUGCCGGCAGAUCGCCCACUGAGGCAGCGGCGGCCGGCAAGGCUGCGGGCAAGGCGGCUCAGAAGGCGCUCGACGACGGCUUGUCACCCGACGCAGCGGAUGCGGCUGGCAAGUCGGCGGGCGAAGCCAUUCUUGCGGGCAAAGGCGGCGGGCACGUGGAGAAGGCGCUCGACGAUGACCUGUCGCCUGAGGCGGCCGAUGCGGCUGCAGAGGCUGCCGCCGACGCGCUGGAGAAGGGCCUGACGCCCGAGGAGGCGGCCGAGGCGGCGGAGGCUGCCGCAGACGCCGUGGAGAAGGCGCUCGACGACGACUUGUCGCCUGAGGCGGCCGAUGCGGCUGCGGAGGCCGCCGCUGACGCGCUGGAGAAGGGCCUGACGCCCGAGGAGGCGGCCGAGGCGGCAGAGGCUGCCGCAGACGCCGUGGAGAAGGCGCUCGACGAUGACCUGUCGCCUGAGGCGGCCGAUGCGGCUGCGGAGGCUGCCGCCGACGCGCUGGAGAAGGGCCUGCCGCCCGAGGAGGCGGCCGAGGCGGCGGAGGCUGCCGCAGACGCCGUGGAGAAGGCGCUCGACGACGACCUGUCGCCUGAGGCGGCCGAUGCGGCUGCAGAGGCUGCCGCCGACGCGCUGGAGAAGGGCCUGACGCCCGAGGAGGCGGCCGAGGCGGCGGAGGCUGCCGCCGACGCCGUGGAGAAGGCGCUCGACGAUGACCUGUCGCCUGAGGCGGCCGAUGCGGCUGCAGAGGCUGCCACCGACGCGCUGGAGAAGGGCCUGACGCCCGAGGAGGCGGCCGAGGCGGCGGAGGCUGCCGCAGACGCCGUGGAGAAGGCGCUCGACGACGACCUGUCGCCUGAGGCGGCCGAUGCGGCUGCGGAGGCCGCCGCUGACGCGCUGGAGAAGGGCCUGACGCCCGAGGAGGCGGCCGAGGCGGCGGAGGCUGCCGCAGACGCCGUGGAGAAGGCGCUCGACGAUGACCUGUCGCCUGAGGCGGCCGAUGCGGCUGCAGAGGCUGCCGCCGACGCGCUGGAGAAGGGCCUGACGCCCGAGGAGGCGGCCGAGGCGGCGGAGGCUGCCGCAGACGCCGUGGAGAAGGCGCUCGACGACGACCUGUCGCCUGAGGCGGCCGAUGCGGCUGCGGAGGCUGCCGCUAACGCGCUGGAGAAGGGCCUGACGCCCGAGGAGGCGGCGAGGCGGCCGAAGCUGCCGCCGACGCCGUGGAGAAGGCGCUCCGACAAUGACCUGUCGCCUGAGGCGGGCCAAUGCGCUGGCAAGGGCCGCCCAAAUGCGGCGGAGGCUGUCCCCUAA
Molecule: messenger RNA, 1623 nt
Organism: Emiliania huxleyi CCMP1516
Lineage: Eukaryota; Haptophyta; Isochrysidales; Noelaerhabdaceae
Exons: 4
Coding region: 1-1623 (540 amino acids)
Source: RefSeq, a predicted model, not a curated record